CCGCCUUUGCCCGGGCUGCUCGAAGUGCCGCCGGGAAGGCGGGAGCCCAGAGUGCGGGGAGCUGGCGGGGCGGAGCGGGGCCGCCCGAGUGCCCAGGUCACAGCCGUGCGCGGAGGAGGGCGAACCGGAGCUGGGGCUCGGCUGGAGCCACGAUCGGUCCGCUCUGGCCGCCCCUCGGCCUCCCUCUGCUCCCACCUACCCCCCCGACACCCGGAGAAAAGCGUGCAAAGGCACUGAGAGGGACAGAAACCACAAAUAAAUAGCGGCGGCGGCAGCGCGUCAUCUGGUGGAGCAGGAAGUGCAGGCAGAGUCCAGAGGCUGGUGCUUUCUGCGCGUACCCAGGACUUUGCCAUGGGCUGGGGACCGCGGAGGCUGCAGACGGCCGGGCGAGGGCAGCGGCGGCUGCGUCCGCACCAGGGCUGAGCGAGCAGCGACGCGCGGGGCGCGCGGAGAUGGCAGCGUCCAGCAACUCCAGCCUGUCCGGCUCCUCCGUGUCCUCGGAUGCUGAAGAAUACCAGCCUCCAAUAUGGAAAUCGUACCUGUAUCAGUUACAGCAAGAGGCCCCUCGUCCCAAGAGGAUCAUUUGUCCCAGGGAGGUGGAAAACAGACCAAAAUAUUAUGGAAGAGAGUUUCACGGGAUCAUCUCCCGGGAGCAGGCAGAUGCGCUUCUCGGAGGUGUGGAGGGCGCCUACAUUCUUAGAGAAAGCCAACGUCAGCCAGGAUGCUACACGCUGGCGCUCAGGUUUGGAAACCAAACCUUAAACUACAGGCUCUUCUACGAUGGAAAACACUUUGUGGGCGAGAAGAGGUUCGAAUCGAUUCACGACCUGGUCACAGAUGGCUUGAUAACGCUGUACAUAGAAACAAAAGCCUCUGAGUACAUUUCCAAAAUGACAACGAACCCCAUUUAUGAGCACAUUGGCUAUGCCACGUUACUCCGAGAAAAAGUAUCCAGAAGGCUAAGCAGGUCUAAAAACGAAUCAAGAAAAGCGAGCGUCACAAGCGAAGAGCACACCACAGUUGAAAAGCGACCACUGAUGAGACAUCUCUGUGGACUUCCUAGAGGUCAUCACCUAGGCAACCAGAUCUCCUCCCUCGUCCGAAGGGCCGCCCUCACGCACAAUGACAACCACUUCAACUACGAGAAGACACACAACUUUAAGGUCCACACAUUCCGAGGCCCGCACUGGUGUGAAUACUGUGCCAACUUCAUGUGGGGGCUCAUCGCCCAAGGCGUCCGAUGCUCAGACUGUGGAUUGAAUGUACACAAACAGUGUUCCAAGCACGUUCCCAACGACUGCCAGCCUGAUCUAAAGAGGAUCAAGAAGGUGUAUUGUUGUGACCUCACAACACUCGUCAAGGCUCACAACUCUCAGAGACCCAUGGUGGUAGACAUAUGCAUCCGGGAGAUUGAAGCAAGAGGAUUAAAGUCAGAAGGCCUUUACAGAGUCUCCGGGUUCACUGAACACAUCGAAGAUGUCAAAAUGGCAUUUGACAGAGACGGUGAAAAGGCAGAUAUAUCUGCCAACAUCUAUCCAGACAUAAACAUCAUCGCUGGAGCCCUUAAACUGUAUUUCAGAGACUUACCCAUCCCUGUCAUCACCUACGAUACCUAUUCCAAAUUCAUAGAAGCAGCAAAAAUUGCCAACGCAGAUGAGAGGCUGGAAGCAGUCAAUGAAGUCUUGAUGCUGCUGCCUCCUGCCCACUACGAGACCCUCCGCUACCUAAUGAUCCACCUCAAGAAGGUGACUAUGAACGAAAAGGACAAUUUCAUGAAUGCUGAGAACCUGGGGAUCGUGUUUGGGCCCACCCUGAUGAGACCCCCUGAGGACAGCACACUCACCACCCUCCAUGACAUGCGGUACCAAAAGCUGAUAGUGCAGAUUUUAAUAGAAAAUGAAGAUGUCUUGUUUUAAUCCACCAGAGGAAUGAGUUGAAUGGCCCCAGCCCCAUCAAUGUUGUGAAAGCUAAGGGAAUCAAAGCAUUUCUUACACUUGAUUUGUUUUUCCAAGCAAGUGACAGAAUUUCCUGGACCACAGUGGAUGGCCAAGUCAGCUAUUGUGUCUCAUAGACACUCGCCUCCUCCGUGUGAGAACAGCAAGGGUGAGGGUGAGAAAAGACCCUCACCUGGGGUCCUUGCCGUGCCUCGUAUGUAUGUCUGUUUGGCUGGAAGAGUGAUUAAUAAAUCUUUCUUUAACUUAUUAAAAAACAAAAACAAAAACAAAAAAAACAAUGUAGACCUUUAAGCUUCAGUCUUAGUAAUAAAAGGGAACUUAAUUCCUAGAGGUACUUGAUGCAGUUCUACAUUUUCCACUUACAGAAAAGAAGACAAUUCUAUAUGUUAAAUGUUAAAUGAAACUUAUAUUGUAAAAUGUAUUUUUAUUUUAGCUGCAAGAAUGUUACUUUAUUUUAGCAAAUAGAACUCAAUGCAGUGCAUUGGUUAUUACCUUGUGUACCUUGUCCUGCCUUCUUGCUGUGACCCCUGAAAAAGUUUACCAUGAAUGCAGUAUUAUCUCGACAUACCUCUGUCCUUCCCAGUGCUUUGCAAGGAAAUUCCACCUGCCACCUGUGUCUCUGUUUUGGAUAGUUUUUGCUGUUAAGCACUGGCAUUUUGCUAUCGUAUGGCAUAUGUUUAUAGCAACUAUAGGACGAUCUAAAGCAUCCAGACAUUUUCUUUCUAUAAAAAUUUGUAAAAUCCCAAAGUAUGUUUUUGGAAUUGGUAGUAGGUUUCCCAUGUCAUGUGUGUAUAUCCCAGAAUAUGCAGAAUGUGGUCAAUUUUACAUAAAAUAAUUUGGGAGCACUGGUUGUAUCUAGGCUGUAUAAAAAGUUAACAUUUUUUUCCUGUUUUCUUUUCAGGCAAGCACUCUAGAUUCACAUGUUAAGACCCAGUUGUAUUUCUGCCACAUUUUUGUAUCUAUGGAAAGUAAAUCUGCAGAAUAAUUUUUUGAUUUUUGUUUCAUUUUUGUUUUAUAAACAAGCCUAUUUUUUUAAAGCAGGAAUGAAUAAGUUUGGUGUAUACGACUAUUUGUUCCUCUUUAAUAAAAGUAGCUCUGUAUGGAUAAUAAUUUCAUAUGAUUUUAUUCCUAUAGUUCCAGCUGAUUGAUUAUGUUUAUCUUAGUAUGAGCUUUUCACGCCAAGAUCUCUAUAUUUUGUAACAUAAGUAAAAUACUUAACGCAUCAAAAACUGGAAAUCUAGAUUUUUUUGUUUUUUCUUCAAUCAGGCUACCAUGUCUUUUCCUCUGAUUGUCUGAGAUGAUCCGUGUACUUACUCACUAGUCUUGUUUUGGAGUGACCAGAAGAGAAUUACUGUGAUAAGUGAGCUGAAAGGAGGGGGGUAGUGCAAUUGUCUUGGCAAGUCCGGAGGAGCGAUGCGGAUGGACUCCAUUGUCACAUGGGGUCAAAAUGCCCCUGCUGUGAUUGCUCCUCCCUGCUGUACAGACUUGUUUGUUGUCGCUUACUUCUAGAUACUGUCCAAAAAAAAAAAAAUAUCUGGAAAUGGUUUUAUUUUGUGAAGUGAACAAUACUUUGUAAUUUAUGAUAGUGUAAAUGGAAGGGAAAUCAUUAAAUGUAUUAAAUUCUUCUGUCUGUCA
Molecule: messenger RNA, 3590 nt
Organism: Hipposideros armiger (great roundleaf bat)
Lineage: Eukaryota; Metazoa; Chordata; Mammalia; Chiroptera; Hipposideridae
Gene: CHN2
Product: chimerin 2
Exons: 14
Coding region: 453-1916 (487 amino acids)
Biological process (GO): positive regulation of GTPase activity; signal transduction; regulation of small GTPase mediated signal transduction
Molecular function (GO): GTPase activator activity
Source: RefSeq, a predicted model, not a curated record